AUGUCAAUUGGUUUUAUUUAAUUAGGACAAUGUGGUAAUUAAAUAGGACAUGCUUUGUUUGAUUUUAUGCUUUAAGAGUAAAGACUUAUUGGAUUUUAGAACAUAAAUGUCAAGUCCAGGAGCUUAAGCUUUGUUAAAUGAGAUAUUUUUUUUUGAGCGCAAAAACAAAUAGAUUGCAAAAUCAUUGUUGAUUGAUAUGGAACCAAAAGUGGUUGAUCGUUGUCUAAAAGCAGAUUAUUAUGAUAAAAGUAUAAGAGAAUAUUGAUUUAGCAUUUAGUUUAACAAAAUAGGAAGGAUCUGGAAAUAAUUGGGCAUAUGGAUUUAAUAAUCAUGGGCCAGCAAAUAAGAAUGCAAUUUUACAAAUAAUGGAUACUUUAUUAGAGGAAUGUGGAUAUAUAGAAUGUUUAUUUUUAAUUUCUUCGCUUGCAGGUGGAACUGGAUCUGGUUUAGGAUCAUAUAUAUUAGAAGUUUUGGCUGACAGAUAUCCAGAAAUUGAAUUUUUUAAUAUUUGUGUUAUGCCUCAUUUAACUGGAGAAGUAAUAUUGCAAUCAUUAAAUACAAUUUUAACCAUAGGUUCUAUAUAUUAACAUAGUGAAGGAAUAAUUUUAUUAUAAAAUGAUGAAGCUUAAGCUUUAUGCAAUAAUUUAUUAAAUUUGAAAAGUCCAAACUUAUAUGAUAUCAAUUAAGUAAUGUCUACUAAUUUGGCAAGUUUUUUUUGGCCUUGUUUAACUAAUUAAGUUUAUAGUACAUUCCAAAACAAUCUUUAAUAUGUCUAAGAACUAUUAAAUAUUACUAAUAAUCAAUACAAACUACUUUAAUUAAAUUAGAUUCCUUAAUUACCAUAAUAAUCUAAGGCUUUUCAAAAUGACACUUGGUCUGCUUUAGAAAAAAGAAUAUAACAAAUGGUAAUGACAGGUACAAAGGAAUAUAAUAUAAAUUGGCAUAAAAAGGGAUAGCAACCAUUUAAAUAAUUGAUGUUGGCUAGAGGAAUUGAUGUUAAAAAACAUUAGUUUAAUUGGAAUACUGUACAGGAUGAACAUCAAUUUAAUAAGAAUGAAAAGUCGAUUACUGUUCUACAUAAUUCAAGCAAUAUUAUUGAAUCAUUAAAUUAAAUAUCAGAUAGAGCUAAUUAAAUGAUAUAGGAGAGAGCUUAUAUUUAUCAAUAUGAAAAAUUUGGAGUAAAAAUUUAAGAUUUUUAAGAGAGUAUGGGAAUUGUUGAAGGAGUAAUAAAUGAUUAUGAAUAAUUAAUUUAAUGA
Messenger RNA from Paramecium sonneborni, 1256 nucleotides. The record is from the annotation of a GenBank genome assembly. NCBI's taxonomy places the organism in Eukaryota, Ciliophora, Oligohymenophorea, Peniculida, Parameciidae.